AUCUGAGUCACAUGACUGAACGGAUCUUAAACUUCGCCCUGGAGAUCAUCUACCUGCUGACCGGAGAGGUGAGGAGGAUUCUGGGAGGUCUCAUGACAUCACUCUUAUCUCUAUUAAUAAAACACAGACCUGACCGGAGAGGAGCAACGACAACAAGAUCCUAGAAGUCACCCGUAAGAUCAUCGAUCUGCUGACAGGAGAGGUUCCUAUAAGGUGUCAGGAUGUCACUGUCUAUUUCUCCAUGGAGGAGUGGGAGUAUAUAGAAGGACACAAGGACCUCUACAAGGACGUCAUGAUGGAGGAUCAGCCACCCCUCACAUCACCGGAUGGACCCAGUAAUGGGAACCCACCAGAGAGAUGUCCCCGUCCUCUGUAUUCCCGGGACUCCACACAGGAAGGUCACACCAUCCCUCACCACCAUCAG
Staurois parvus is the source of this 424-nucleotide messenger RNA. NCBI's taxonomy places the organism in Eukaryota, Metazoa, Chordata, Amphibia, Anura, Ranidae. The record is from the annotation of a GenBank genome assembly.